Messenger RNA from Doryrhamphus excisus (bluestripe pipefish), 795 nucleotides. RefSeq names its product crystallin, beta A4 (gene cryba4). Gene Ontology annotation, biological process: visual perception; lens development in camera-type eye. NCBI's taxonomy places the organism in Eukaryota, Metazoa, Chordata, Actinopteri, Syngnathiformes, Syngnathidae. The record is from RefSeq and is a predicted model, not a curated record. Gene Ontology annotation, molecular function: structural constituent of eye lens.
GCCAGGCUGCUCUCACUCUCGGCAGCAAAGAGCGUCAGAGAAAGGUGAGUGUCCGUCGCCCGCCCAGACCCCACAUUCACCUAAGCAGUGCCUGGACCCCCAGCACGGGGUCUAGAAAUACAGCUUCCGUGCCGGUGAAGACAAGAUGACUCACCACUGCACCAAGUUCUCCGGACACUGGAAGAUCAUCGUGUUCGACGAGGAGUGCUUCCAGGGCCGGCGCCACGAGUUCACAUCCGAGUGCUGCAACGUGAUGGAGUUGGGCUUCGAGACCGUGCGCUCCCUGCGGGUGGAGAGCGGGGCCUGGGUAGGCUACGAGCACGCCUCCUUCCAGGGCCAGCAGCUGGUUCUGGAGCGGGGCGAGUACCCCCAGUGUGACGCUUUCGGGGGAAGCAACGCCUACCACAUCGAAAGGUUGACCUCCUUCCGGCCUAUCGCCUGCGCUAACCACAGAGAGUGCCGCAUGACCAUCUUUGAGAGGGAGAACUUCCUGGGUCGGAAAGGUGAACUGAGUGACGACUACCCCUCCCUGCAGGCCAUGGGCUGGUGCAACAAUGAAGUGGGCUCUCUGCGGGUCCAGUCCGGAGCCUUUGUGUGCUACCAGUACCCUGGUUACCGUGGUUACCAGUACAUCAUGGAGUGUGACCGUCACUGCGGCGAGUACAAACACUUCAAGGAGUUUGGCUCCCACAGCCAGACCCCUCAGGUCCAAUCCAUCCGCCGCAUCCAGCAGUGACCCCUCACCUCUGACCCCCGCUGCUUCCCAGCUGAUUAAACCGUCUUUCUUAAACAUCA